This is a messenger RNA of Phoenix dactylifera (date palm), 2875 nucleotides long. RefSeq names its product protein FAR1-RELATED SEQUENCE 5-like. Lineage: Eukaryota; Viridiplantae; Streptophyta; Magnoliopsida; Arecales; Arecaceae. The record is from RefSeq and is a predicted model, not a curated record. Gene Ontology annotation, molecular function: zinc ion binding.
CCUAGAUUUGGGGCUCGAGAGGGAGGGACGUGGGAACCCGAGGGUUUGAGAGAAGCGGUGGCCAUCAGGGUUUUUGGAAGCAAAUCCGAAUCUUUGCUGGAAGGAGAAAAUGGUUUACUGAAGGUGCUGAUGAUUAAUCCAUUUUCUUAGACGGAGUUGAUGCACUUCUAGCUGAAAUGUCAACUUCAAAUGAAUGUGCUUCAGAGGAGAAUGCCAUGUUAAAGUUAUCCCCAGCUCCCAAGGAAUGUCAUGAUGGCUUUGAGAUGUUAGUUAUAACUAACACCAAUGCUGCGGAUGGAUUGGCAGAAAAUAUCACUGCAAAUGGAUCAGCAGAAAACAUUAAUGCUGCAGAUGGAUCAGCAGAAAAUAUUAAUGCCACUGAUGGAUCAGCAGAAAAUGCCAAUGCCACAGAUGGAUCAGUCGAAGAUACCAAUGCCACAGAUGGAUCGGUUGAAGAAAUGAAUGCGAUAGAUGGAUCAGCAAAACUUGCCAAUGUCGUCGAUGGAUCCGUGAAAAAUACUAGUGGGAAUAGGUGAAUCAGUAAAAAAAACCAAUAUCCUGGAUGGAUCCCCUGCUCUGGAUUCUAUUAAUGCUUCACAGUUAGAUCCAAAAGUUGGUAUGACGUUUCAUUCAGAAGAAGAAGCAUACGAUUUCUACAAUUCAUAUGCAAAGAGCAAGGGUUUCAGUGUUCGGAAGGGCCAUCUUUCUCGAAGAAGAGAUGGGAGCAUACGAGAUAGCAUUAUGUUUGUAGCAAUGAAGGUACCCGUCAAGAGCAUCGUACGCAUAUAACUAAGAAGCCACGCCCCCUUGAGAGAACAAACUGUCUGGCUCGUAUUGAAUUCAAAGUGAAUCGUGAUAAUGUAUGGAUAGUAAAUAAAUUCAUUGAUGAACAUAAUCAUCCAUUAGCAAGCCCCAAUAAGGUACACAUGUUAAGGUCUCACAGAAAGAAGCUGCCUGUUCAACGUGCAGUCUUUACUGAAGCAGAUUACUAUUAUGGAAUAAAACAUUCUCUGCUGCAAGAUUUUGAGUCAGAGGAUUUUCAUGGUACAGAAGAUACUGGACUUGUUUUGAAGGAUCAAUGCAACUGUUUGAGCACAAAAAGAAUAAGAGAUCUUGAGAAGGGAGAUGCUCAGUUUCUUUUAGACUAUCUGAAAGCUAAGCAGUCUGAGGAUCCAUCAUUUUUUUAUUGCAGUACAACUUGAUGAAAAGGAAAGAUUGACCAACUUCUUCUGGGCAGAUGCACGAUCAAUAAUUGAUUAUGCCUACUUUGGUGACGCAGUCCUGUUUGAUACAACCUACCGGACAAGCAGGUUUGACAUACCCAUUUGCACCAUUUAUUGGCAUAAACCAUCACAAGCAGAUUGUUAUUUUUGGUGCUGCAUUACUUUUAGAUGAAACUACAGAAUCAUUUGUUUGGCUAUUUAAAACAUUUUUGGCUGCAAUGUCUGCAAGGCAACCGAAGACAAUUUUUACAGAUUGGUGUGCUGCAAUGUCAAAGGCAAUUACUAUAAGUUUACCUGACACAUGUCACAAGCUUUGUUUAUGGCAUGUAGUUCAAAAUGUUCCAAAACAUUUAAACAGUGUCUGCAGUCGCGAGCCUAACUUUCAGAAGGAGUUCGAAAAUUGCAUAUAUGGAGGUGUCUCUGAAGAUGAUUUCCAUAAAAGAUGGGAUAACUUGAUCUCUAAGUAUGGUCUUGCAACUAAUUCAUGGUUAAAAGACUUGUAUGCAGUUAGAGAGAAAUGGGCUCUGGCUUAUUGUAAUUCAUUCUGUGGUACCAUGACAACAAAGCAAUGGGCCGAAAGCAUGGACAAUCUCUUCAAGAUUCAUUUCUAUAGGAAACUGCCCCUUUCAAAAUUUAUUAUGCAGUAUUUUAAGGCAUUGGUUCAACUUCGUGAGGACGAGCUUGUUGAAGAUUAUGAAUCCAGGCAAACUAAGCCAGUUUUAUUGGUCGAUAUACCUAUGCUAACUGAAGCAGCAGAAUCCUAUACAAGAAUGGUGUAUAUGGACUUUGAAUAUGAAUACAAGAGCCAACUUGCUUGUCUUUGUGAACCUGUUGGUACGGAUGGUACAGUGUACACUUUCAAAGUUUCUGUUCCCCAAAAGCAGAGUAGUGGGCAUGUUGAAUUUAACCUAUCCAAUGCUACAGUCACAUGCAGCUGUAAAAAGUUUGAGUCAAUGGGUUUUCUGUGCAUGCAUGCAUUAAAAGUUCUUAACAACAACAACAUUCUUAUCUCCCACCUCGGUACAUACUGAAGAGGUGGACAAAAUAUGCUAAGGAUGGGCCACUGUCUGAUGGACAUCAAUCUGUGGUUGACUCUCAUCUUCAAGAAUCCUUGUCGCUCCGAUAUAGCCGUGUUUGCCAUAAGGCGAUUGCUGUUGCGGUAAAAAGUGCAUUAUCAAAAGAUGCACUUGAUAUUCUUGAGCAUGGACUUGAUAGAUUGAUUGCAGAAAUGGAAAAUUUGCUGCAUAAUUCUUCAUUAAAUGAACAAAGAGAGGAUGUGAAUGUUGAUGACAAUAUGCAGCAUAACACAUUAGAUGCGAGUAACAUUUGUUUUGACGGUUUUGAGUUUACUGCUAGAUGAGCUUAACCUGUUGUAAUGCCUCUGUGCCCAUGCUGGCUGAAGCAAUAUCCCCCCUAUUAGUUAUUUACAUGCAGCAGAACUCGUUUGUUUGAUUGUUUUGACAAAUGCAUUUUAUAACCUUGAUAGGGGUGUCCUUACAGCUGUGUGGUCCACUUGGAUUGUGUAAAAUUUAAGAUGUUGUGUGUCCAUAAGUAAUUGAGUUGUUAAAGUGUUUGUUCAUGUUAGAUGCCUGACAAUCUUAUCAGAUCUUUUGCAAAAUGCCUAAUUUUGUUGUAAGUUCUUGGUUUUGGCA